AUGAGGCGAGGUCAUAAAGGCAUUGGUGGAUGGCGAAGUGAAAACACAAGGCAUUUUAGGUCUCGAGGAGGAGGGAAUCCGCAUUUUAGGCCUAGGAGCUACCCACUGCUAGAUGCACACAGAUUCCCGCCACCCCCUUUACAUAGACCACCGCCAUUUGUGUCAAGACCAGAUCAUAUGGUUGAACACAAUACAGAACAAAACAGAAACAAAUUUAGAUUUGACAACAGGAAAAAUCAAAAUAAACCCUACGAAAAGCAUAGUGAGAGGGAAAUCUUCCCACAUUUGCAACACUUCAAACAUAAUGAUAUGACUAGUCGUACCAACACUUAUAAAGAAUCCAAUUACUAUGUUAGUACUAAGCAGAAUGAUGGGUUUAUUGUUAAUAGUCAUGGAGAUGUUGAUCAUAGACAGACCAAUGUUAAACAAAAUUGUCUAUCAUUUAGGCAGCAGCCAGUUACCUCUUGGAUUCCUCCUGCAGAGCAUAAAAUACCUCCGUAUGAUAAUAAAAAUCAAAACAAGUCUUAUAGGUGUCAUGAAGAACAAAAUAAAUUGCCCAUACUUGAUUAUCCAGGACAUCGGCCACCUUCAUCUGACCAUUAUGGUGGCAAUCCAACUCCAUCAAUUGAUAAUUCAAAUACAUUUAGCAGGUCAGUUGAUGAUACUGUUAAUAUUGUUAGGAAAAGAUUAUUGGAUAGAAAUGAAUCCCACCAUGUAUCGGAUAAUGCAAGAAUGGAAAAAUUUUCUAAUAACUUGCAUAGGGAGAAUUCUGUGACCAAUUAUCAUGAUAAUUCACAGCAAGAGCAACCUACCAAAAGAAGGAUACAAAGACAAAAACAGAAAAACAAAACAAAUUGUGAUAAAAUAAAAAACAAAAUAUUUCAUCAGUUAUUUAAAAUGGAUAAGGAGAAAAUUCAUAAACUGAUGGACAAUCCUAAUUCUUCUUCUAAAUUUGAGUAUGCUAUUAGCAGUCUGAUAACUGAGUCUCAAAAUAGCUUUAAUCGCCAUUUGAGGUCAGUUGCUGAAAAAUCACUGUGUAGUUCCAGUACUGACUUUAUGCAAAAUGACAAUAAUACUAUUUAUGAAGACACAUUUUUGAAGCAAAUGCAGUGCUUGUUAGAUCCUCAAGACACAGUGUUACUUGAAGAUAUCAAACCAAUUGUUAUGGCUGAACUUUCUAAGGUGCUGCAACUGGAUAACAUCGAGCAGCAAUUUGUAGAAGGCGAAAGCACUGGUCAUCAUAGUGAAACACAUUCAAAUUAUGAUCAAUAUCACUCAGCGUUUGGUAAUUAUGAAUUAAGCAAUUACCCAGAAGAAUAUAUCGAAAGUGAUUUUGCUGAACAGCAUCCAUCCCAAACUAAUUUCAAACAAUCUGACACAAAUGUUAUUGGUGAAAUCCGUGAUAAAUAUGAUAAUAAUCAACCCAAUGAUGAUGUUCAGUCUAAACCUCUCUUUGAAAGAAGAUCAAGAUCAAAAAGCUAUAAUUAUAAUGAAGAAAGAGCGUUGGAAAACCAGUAUACUGGAAGUAAUCAUGAUUAUAAAUCAAAUGAGGAUAUAUACCAAAAUAGAAGUGAUCCUUCUGAAUUGUUUGACCCUAUUACGGAACAGAUUUCUGAUGAUGAAGAUCCUUUUGCUGAAUUAGAUAACCAGUAUCAUGUUGAUGUAGAUCAUAAUUUUAUUGACAAUGAGGAUAUAUCCAGCACACAGCAAAUACAAAAAACCAUUACAUCUAAAUCACUGACGAUUGGUGAUACUGAUAUGGAGCUAAAUAGACUUAAAACUCCACAAAAGGGUUCAAUCAGUAUAAAACAGGAAAUUGAUAGUCAAAUUCUUGAUAUUGCCAAAUCACCAUUGAAAUUAUCAUCAAAUAUCAACAAGAAAGACAAUUUUAAUGAAAGUGAAAAUAAAGGAAUUAAUAUUAAAAAUGAACCAGGAUUAAUCGAAAACAUGAAUACAACAAACACUAUGAAUAUUGACAAAAUACCUAUACCGGAAGACAACAGAACAGAUAAAUCACAAAACUCUUGUGUUAUGCCAAAAUCAUUAGCUUCAUCAAAUUCACGCAAAAGAGCUAUUGAUCAACAAUCUUCUCAUCGUAAAGAGAAACGUAAAAAAAUAGAUUUCACUCCAACUGAUUCAAGUAAACAAAUAUUGAAUAAAGAUGUUAUUAUAAAUGUUAAUGACUGCACUUCAAACCCAUCUGAAAAAUGUGAUACUGCAAAAUCCAUCUUUAACCUACGUUUAUCUAAAGAUGAAGGAGACUCUAAAAUAAGAGAUAUAUCAAAAGAAACAAUAAAAACAGAAGUAGUUGACAAGGAAUAUUCAGAUAAGUAUGUUAAGCGGAAAGAUAUUGAAAAGAAAACAAGAGAAAGAAGCAGUGAACCUAAGAAAAAGCAUAACUCUGAUUCACCCAGUCAUUCCAAUUUUAAUCUGAAAGAAAAUGCUGCUAAUACUAAUAACCAAACUACAACUAAAAUUGAAGUUAAGAAUACACUGAAAACAAUAGACAUGUUUGUGGAAAAACCAAAGAAAUUGAUCCAUCAUGCUCACAGAAAUACUGUUGUUAUACCAGGCACAAAAAACACAAAAACUAACAUAGAUAAAAAGAAAAAAAACUUAAAACGGGGUUCAAAUCGUAAAAGUAGACGGCACAUAGCAACACAAGUUUUAAACAAACUUGUAACAAAAGAAACUCAAACAGUUGAGACUAAAACUUUUUGUACAAGAUUUUGUCAAACAGAAAAAGGAAAAUUGUGUGUCCAGGCAGUUCAGACAGAUCCCGUGUAUUUUGAAAAGUCAAACUCACGUUCCACGGAUGCUUUUGAAAGAAUGAAAGAAAUUGAUUUAGAAAUCCAGGUUUUAUUGCAAGAAAAAUUUAAAUUGUACAGUUCAUUGGAAAAUAAAGAUUCAAGUCAAAACUCUCUUCAAACACUUGGAAUGACUGUACUGAAUGUGACUCCAUUGGAUGAAGAUGUUAAAGAAGGAAUUAUAGAAGUUGAUUCUAUAUCAAGUGAUGCAAUAGCUGAUGAUUUCACAAAUAUCCCUGUGGAAGAUCUUGAGCAAAUAGCAUUUGAAACUGUAGAAGCAGAGAGGAAUGAAAAUUUUGAAGUUGAAAAACGUAGCCGGCGUAAUACAGUAUUAGAAGAAGAAAGAAAAAGUUCUAUAAGUCCUAAAGCUGCCAUGGUAAAGAAAAAUGGUCGGAAAAGCAGAACGCCAAAUAUUUCUCUUAUAGAGCAAAUAAUCACAGAUGAUAGACCAUUGGAAGACAUAAUAGCACUAGACGAUUAUGAAAAACCAAUAAAAACGAGAAGACCAAAGGUACAACGGUCAAAGAAAAAAGCUACUAAGAAGACAAAACCUAUGAAUACACUCGGUACAACAUUUGAAUUGAAAGAAUGUUCAGUAGUGUUAAUAAGAGAAGAUUUAAGCAAAAUACUAUUACAAAAUACUAUACCACCUAUUGAAUACCAAGAAUCUCUAUUUGAAACUGCAGAGCAAGAAAAUAUUGUUGAGAUAGAUAUUACAGAAAAAGAGAAUAGUGUUAUUAAUGAUGUACAGUUUGAUAUGUUGGAUGUGUCAGAAGAUAUAGUAAUUGGGGAUAAUUGUGAAAUAAAGUCACUCCAAGAUAAAGAACUAGAAAUUAUUGAUGUACCAAUAAGUGAGGAAAUUAUACUUGAUAACAGUCAGUCAUCAUAUGAAGAUAUUAUAGCUCCUCAGGUUUUAUCUGGAGAUAAUGAAUGCAAAAUGUAUGAUUAUUCUGCUGAUGAAAAUCUACGUCGAGAUUCAAUUACAGUCACCGGAAAUGCAGAUGCUGUUCUAGCAAUUGAAUGUAUAGACAACAACUUUAUAGCGGCCUGUCUGGAUGGCAAUGUUUAUUACUUCAGUGGUGAUGGCCAACUUAUUAAUACUCUUAGAGGAUCGAAUUUAGCUGUGACAUGUCUUACAAUUGUCAAGGAGAAAUAUGAAACAACUGUAUACACGGGUUCCCUAGAUUCUAGGAUACGAUAUUAUGAUUUGGAGACGGGCUUGGAAAGGGGACCGGAAUGUAAUGUUCUAAGCCCAAUACAGACAAUGGAUCGGGCUUGGGACACAAUAUUUGUUGGGACCAGGACUGGAUUUGUUCUGCAGUUUGAAUGUAAAAAUAAUAUAUUAAUACCGGUCAGUACAGUUAAAUUCUCGGACCAGUCGAUAUUGGCACUGCGUGCCAUGAAAGAAGGCCCUCGAAAAGUACUCUUAGUGGCUGCUCGGUCGGAGAAUGUAACUAUAAAGGACGCACAAACAGGUCUCCUCCUGCGAACAUUAACAGGACCGAAAAUGACCGUUUACACGCUGCUGUAUGAAGAUGGAAAAGUUUACUGUGGAACAAGCAGUCACCAGAUACAAGUUUUUGACUAUACGAGUGGAUCCCAUGUUGGCACUCACGAGGGUGGCAAAGGCGCCGUGUGCUUGAGAGCGACUGGGGGGCUUCUGUUUGCGGGCUGCUACGACGGCUGCGUGUACGUGUACCGGGAGGGCGAAGCCCGACCCAUGGCACAGUUGAGAGGACCCGGACUAAUGUUGCUCUCACUCGCCGUUGUCGGCAGCAAGAUAAUUGCCGGCUAUAAAGACAGAAGUUUGUAUAUUUGGAAGAUCCCACUUAGUAUACUGCAGGAGAUGAUCUUAUAA
Molecule: messenger RNA, 4665 nt
Organism: Parnassius apollo (apollo)
Lineage: Eukaryota; Metazoa; Arthropoda; Insecta; Lepidoptera; Papilionidae
Source: the annotation of a GenBank genome assembly